Molecule: messenger RNA, 3160 nt
Organism: Hemicordylus capensis (graceful crag lizard)
Lineage: Eukaryota; Metazoa; Chordata; Lepidosauria; Squamata; Cordylidae
Product: stromelysin-1-like
Exons: 12
Coding region: 285-1709 (474 amino acids)
Biological process (GO): proteolysis; extracellular matrix organization; collagen catabolic process
Cellular component (GO): extracellular matrix
Molecular function (GO): zinc ion binding; metalloendopeptidase activity
Source: RefSeq, a predicted model, not a curated record
CUGCCACUGAAGCUGCUGCCAUUCCAUAUUAUAAGUACCCAAUUGGCAAUCAAUACCACCCACAUAGAAUGAUGGAGUUGGAAGGUCAUGGAGUCGGAAUCUAGCCACAGGUUAGCCCCAUAUGGAGUGCAUUGAUUGGAGUAAUCCAGACAAGACAUGACUGAGAUGUAGGCAACUGUGGUGGUGUCUGUGAGUUGGCUCUUUCACAGAAAGGAACUCAGUGUAAACAGAAGCCAGAACUUAGCUUUGGAAGCUGAAACACAGAUCAAGACAUCAGAUUCAAAAUGAAGAGUCUCUACGUCCUGGUGUUGUGUGCAGCAGUAUCCUAUGCUUUGCCAAUAGGAUCAGGAAGCAGGGAAGAAGAAAAGCUGGAGCUUGUUCAGAAAUACUUGGAAAAAUAUUACAACUUUACUUCAGAUGGGAAACCAGUUUUAAGGUGGAGAGGCAACAGCCCUAUAGUUAAAAAAAUCAAGGAAAUGCAGAAAUUUAUUGGACUACGGGUGACAGGCAAUUUGGAUUCUAACACAUUGGAAGUAAUUCAGAAACCAAGGUGUGGAAACCCUGAUGUCGGGGAUUAUAGCUUCUUUGGAGGACAACCCAAGUGGGGAAAGACAACUCUGACCUACAGGCUAUUAAACUAUACACCAGAUAUGAACUCUGCUGAUGUGGACAAAGAAAUUGAGAAAGCCUUCAAAGUUUGGAGCCGAGUUACGCCAUUGACAUUCACAAAGGUUUCUCAAGGCGAUGCAGAUAUACUGAUCUCUUUUGCUGCCCAAGAGCAUGGAGAUUUCAAUUCCUUUGAUGGGCCUGGUGGUACACUUGCCCAUGCCUAUGCUCCUAGCCCUCAUAUUGGAGGAGAUGCCCAUUUCGAUGAAGAUGAAAACUGGACGACUGGCCUAGAAGGUUCCAACCUGUUUGUUGUUGCUGCUCAUGAGUUUGGCCACUCCCUUGGACUCUACCAUUCCCAAGAUCCUAAAGCUCUGAUGUACCCAGUGUAUAGGUAUCCCCAGCACAGUAAAAAUGUCCUCUCUCAGGAUGAUAUCACGGGCAUUCAGCAACUCUAUGGAGCAUCACCUAACCCAUCUCAAGAUCCAGAGGAAGAUGAUGAAGUGCUAAUCAAACCAACUGCAUUGCCAACAGCUUGCAGCCCUAAAUUGACAUUUGAUGCUGUCACCACUUUCCGGGGAGAAAUCCUGUUCUUUAAAGACAAGCAUUUCUGGAGAAAGCACCCUCGGCUCACAGAGAUUGAAUUUAAUAUGAUUUCUUCAUUCUGGUCAUUUUUACCAUCUGGUAUUGAAGCUGUUACUGAAAAUGAAGAUAAAGAUGAGACCUUCAUUUUUAAAGGCAACCAGUUCUGGGGAGUGAGAGGUGAUCACGGACUUUCUGGCUACCCCAGAUACAUCAGCAGAUUGGGCUUCCCAGCAGAUGUCAAGAAAAUUGAUGCUGCGCUUUUUGAUGCAAAUAAAAAAAGAACAUACUACUUUGAGUCAGACAGAUACUGGAGUUAUGAUGAAACCAGACAAACCAUGGACAACGGGUACCCCAAAAGGAUAAGUGAUGGUUUCCCAGGCAUUGAGGGCAAGAUUGAUGCUGCCUUUCAGCAUAAUGGGCUGUUCUACUUCUUCAGGGGAACAAAUCAAUAUGAAUUUGACCCUACUACCAAGAGGAUUACUCGGGUCUUAAAGACCAACAGCUGGUUUUCAUGCUAAGGAAGUCAAACUACUGAAGAUACGAGAAACACUAUUGAAAAAUAACCAGGAUAUAUGUUGAAUUUCUAAUGCUAACACUGGUCCUCUAUCACUGACCUCAUAUCGACACUGAUGUCUAAUAUUUAUAUUUUUAAUAUUAUGUAUGUGUGUGGCAAUUAUUAUUCAAGACUAAGGCUCUUAUCCUGUGCACACUUACCUGGGAAUAAUUCCCAUUGCAUACAGUGGGGCUUAAUUUAUGAGUAAACAUGCACAGAAUUGUGCUGUGUUGUUAUUGUCAUACAAAGCCAAACAUACAAGGAGGAGGGCUGGAAAUUUCUGUUGUAAUUGCUUGUAAUGCUGAAAAGGCAAGCCAAAUUGUCUCUUCAGGCUUGGAACUUUGUGAGCCCAUGAGAAAGAACAUACUCCGCUAAAGGUGCUUCGGAGUUUCUACCCCAGUCCUUCAUGACUGAAUAGGUAAACCCAUGUCCAAUGUGAAAUUGGCUUUUCUGCUCAGCCAUAUGAGCAGCUGUGGUAGAAAACUUCAGUUUCAAUUUUUAAUCAUAUUUAGGCCUCCACCAUGCACACAGCAGCAUAGGACUGCAGCUUGAUUCAGUAAUUCUAAGUGAAUGAUUGUCUUAUAGACUGUAAAGAUAAUCAGAAGAAUCCAAAGUGGUCCAUUUAAAGCCUUCUGUUAUUGGACAAAAUAAACAGGACCUUUUUAAAAAAUUGUACCAACCACAGCUAGCUAGUUUCCAAUUGAAUGGAAGAGUUCUUCAGACUGUUAUAAAAUUCAGCUCUGUGCAUCUCAAAAGACUACAGGCAUACCUCACUAUCCGCAGACUCACCAUCCAUGGCUUUGCAUAUCCAUGGUCGGGUAAUGAAAACACCUGACCUUGGCAUAUGGGGAAAAACAAGGGAGUAUCCGUGGGUCUGGGGUGGCCGGAAAUGACCUUGGAGGUCAUUUCUGGCUGCCAUUUCAUGGAGAAGAGCCAUUUUGUUGCUCAUUUGUUUUUGUUUUUUUAAAAAACUUCUGUGAUUUUUCAUGGAAUUUCAGGGACUUUGGGGCUUGGCGGGGAGGCAUCACUUGAUUCAGGAGGGCCCAUGGAGCAUGGCAUAGCACAUUAUUUGGCCCACUUUUGCUGUUUUUGCCACUUUUUAGUCAUGUUUUUUGAAGUCUGGGAACCUAGCCCCUGUGAUCCCAUAGACUUCAAUGCUUCACUAUCUGUGGUUUCGUUACCCGCGGUAAUCUGUGGGAAUGGAACCCCUGUGGAUAAUGAGGUCCUCCUGUACUAUCUUCCCAAAAGAUAACAUGAACAGUUCUGAGUCUAAGUGUUUGCCCACUCAUACAUUAUUUCACCUUAGCAGUAAAACAAUUGCAGGGCUUGACUUAGCACAAAUGUUUUAUUAUGCUUUCUACAUGUUUCACAUGUUGUGUUUGAUAAUUUAUGAAUAAAAUAUUUUCUUGUGCCAUA